UGCGGCGCUAUUGUUCUUGUUGAAAUUAGGUAGAUGAUAUGAGAAAGGCAAAAUGAGAUCUUUGCACCACAAUCGGGAACAGAAGAAUACCAUCUGGCUGAGGAUUGGGAAUAGAUUGUUGGACCAUGUAUGCAAUACUGGUAAGAUAGGUGUUGGUUUUGCUGAUGAUGAAUCAAGUACUAUUCUGAGUACUCAAUGGAUACCGUGCUUAUCAAACUCCACCAUCAACAAGGAAACCUAUGCCGACUAUAGGGACUCUGCGGAAGCAAGUGUGGAUGCGCUGCGCUGGGAAGGCUUCCUAAUUGGAUGCGAUAAACUUCAGCUCUACUCCCCCGGUGAGAAAAAGUUUCUGUCGGCAGAAAGGAAAGACGUCAAGAUUUCCAAAGAUUUGAUAGACAACAGCUGGGUGAACAUUGAACCAGUGCCUGACAUUCUAGCCUUCCUGCCGUCAACGAUGAACCCUGCGCAGCUGCUGGAGAUCCCCACCGCACCCCAAUCUCAGUCACAGCUUCUUGAUAAUGCUUUAGAUGAGGUUUGCAAUGGGGCGACAUAUGUGAGCAUAGAUGUGCUUGAGAACAGUACUAAUAGCAAAAUAGCGGCAGUUCAAGAUAACGGUUGCGGAAUGACUCCCGAUAAGAUGCGCCAAUGCAUUUCUCUUGGCUAUUCGGCAAAGAGCAAGAUGGCAAACACAAUCGGGCAAUAUGGUAAUGGGGUUUUCCAAUGCAGAGCACAUCAAUUACGCAAGAGGGCAUAUAUAUUGAUCUUCGGAUUGAUCGACACAUGCAAGUUAAAGCAUGCUGAGGUGGUCGAUCCUCCCCAACUCGACUUUAAUCUGCAACUCCUCAAGAGGAGAAUACCGAGAAGAAAGAAAAUAACCAAGUGACAAAUGAUAGGCCAGAAAGUCACGAUAGGGAUACCAUGGUGAAUGCAGAACGUCAUUUAAGUGAAAACCAUGGUGCAGCAAUUCUUAUUUCACCAACGGAGAAAGGACGCACCAAUGUAUGUUCCUACCGGCAUGGCAAGAGUACCUACCCCAAAGAUUGAGAUUGAGAGUGCAGUUUUCCUAGCUAAUAAAAUCAUAAAAUCAGCAUAUUCUUCAUUCAUCUUAGUGAACAUUUGAUGGCUUUGGGGAUGAAUCAGCAAUAGCUGUACAUUAAGCUGUUUUCUUUAUAUGGAUCAUAUCUUGUACAACUUUAUUAUUUAGUUGGUCUAUUAUUCUUAUAGUGUGUAUUAGAUUUUAUGUAGUUAUGAGAUCGAUGU
Messenger RNA from Andrographis paniculata, 1260 nucleotides. RefSeq lists its product as uncharacterized. The transcript has 8 exons. The record is from RefSeq and is a predicted model, not a curated record. The coding region runs from base 53 to 883 and encodes 276 amino acids. Gene Ontology annotation, cellular component: nucleus. Lineage: Eukaryota; Viridiplantae; Streptophyta; Magnoliopsida; Lamiales; Acanthaceae. Gene Ontology annotation, molecular function: ATP hydrolysis activity.